ACCUGGACAAGCAGAAUGACAGGCUCCCCAUCACAUGUUGAAAGCCGGAGAAUGUCGUGGGCUGAGAUGGCGCAGGAAGAUGAGCUUGAGGAAGAGGAAGAGAAUGAAUCAAAUGGGCAUGCGCUGUCAGGAGAGGUGAUAAUGGCAGCUAAGGACAGGCCGAAGCCAGAGCCCUCAAGAGAUCAAAGAGAGUACAUCCGGUUUAAUAACGUUCAGAGGAAUACUGAUUAUAUCUGCUUGGAGAGAGUUAAAGGGAGAAUUGUUAACAUUCUUGAUGGGCUGGAGCUCCACACGGGGGUUUUCAGUGCUGUGGAGCAGAAGAGGAUAGUUGACUUAGUGUAUUUGCUUGAGGAGAAGGGAAAGAAUGGGGAAUUGAAAGCGCGCACAUAUACUGCACCAGAAAAGUGGAUGAGGGGCAAGGGGCGUGUGACCAUCCAAUUUGGUUGCUGCUACAACUACGCAACAGAUAAAAAUGGUAAUCGACCAGGCAUCAUGCGGAAUGAAAUUAUGGAUCCUCUACCACAUCUUUUUAAAGUGAUCAUCAGGAGGCUCAUAAGAUGGCAUGUUCUUCCUCCGUGCUGUGUACCUGACAACUGUAUCGUCAACAUUUAUGAUGAAGGCGACUGCAUACCUCCUCACAUUGACAACCAUCAGUUUGUUCGACCAUUUUGUACUGUUUCAUUUCUGAGUCAGUGUAAUAUAAUCUUUGGAACAAACUUGGAAGUUGUGGGUGCUGGCGAGUUUACUGGUCCUAGCGAAAUCCCCCUGCUCUUGGGGAUAUCAAUUACUUUCCGGAAAAUGGAUAAAUCAAAAUGGCCUAUUGGAUUUGUUCCGGAGCCUGAUUUGCAGGGACUUCAACCCUUGUCAUAUGAAGACAGCAGACUAAAAAGUUUGAACCCUUCAAAAUCUAAACUUCUUGUGAACAGACGGGAAGGAAGAAGAGUACAUGAAGAAGAAGAGAGAAUAGGAGAGACCAAGCGAGGGGAUGAUGGACAGAGAUAG
This is a messenger RNA of Cornus florida, 1002 nucleotides long. Its product is annotated as RNA demethylase ALKBH9B-like. Bases 16 to 1002 code for a protein of 328 amino acids. The transcript has 4 exons. Gene Ontology annotation, biological process: mRNA catabolic process. Lineage: Eukaryota; Viridiplantae; Streptophyta; Magnoliopsida; Cornales; Cornaceae. The record is from RefSeq and is a predicted model, not a curated record. Gene Ontology annotation, molecular function: mRNA binding; demethylase activity.